Molecule: messenger RNA, 2442 nt
Organism: Oncorhynchus gorbuscha (pink salmon)
Lineage: Eukaryota; Metazoa; Chordata; Actinopteri; Salmoniformes; Salmonidae
Exons: 9
Coding region: 16-843 (275 amino acids)
Cellular component (GO): nucleus
Source: RefSeq, a predicted model, not a curated record
AUUAACUGAUUUACCAUGGCAACUAGAGCCGCGUACUUUUCCCUGUCGGAAGCACAAAUCCUCAUGGAGGCAUACGAGGAGGUAAAAGAUAUAAUUAAGAAGAAAGGCAACACCGCCACAGUGAUAAAGCAAAGAGAAAAAGCGUGGCAAAGUAUUGCAGACCGCCUGAAUGCAUUAAACAUGAACGGGCCAAAACGGACAUGGCAGCAGGUCAAAAUCAAAUACAAGAACAUUCUGCAGAAUGCAGUGAAAAAGAAUACCCACAGACAAGGCACGGGUGGUGGGUCACCAAAGGCUGACCUUACCCCAGCAGAGGACAUGGCCUUGGAGCUAAAUAAAGGCAGGCCCGUCUUAGAGGGGAUCCCUGGGGGGAAAGAGACGAGCAUAGGUUCCUCCCAAGAUGCCACCCGCUUCAUUCAAGUGUCUGGCAGCACUGUGUUCCUGUUAGAGCCACCAGCACAAGCACCAGACGAUGCUGAUCCAGGUGAAGGCCCCAGUGCAGCAGCAACAGCACAUGAUGGAGACGAUGAUGAUGAGGAGGAGACCAUCUCUCUGGAUUCCAGAAGGCAUGAGGACCCAGAUGCUAUACAGUGGGAAAACCAGCCUGGCAACAUAAGCUCACAAGCUAUCAGAAAGUUGUAUGGCAACCACCUCCGGCGCCAAAUAGAACUGGCAGACAUAGACAUUCAGUGCAAGAAGAAAAAGAUGGAAAAUCUUGCACUGGAGUCCGAAAUAAAAAAUAGGACAAUUAGGAAACUGGACCUUGAAAUAAAAAAACUUGAGAGGGAGGUGAGAUAUGCCUUCAAUGUACACUGUAUGCUAACUGUAACACAAAUGUAUUAAUCAUUAUUUGUAUUUCCUCCCCCAGCUCCAAGAAGAUGACACAGCUCAAAAUAAAAAUUAGGUAUAUUCUCGUAAAGUCAAGUGAGCCAUGACAUAUGAGCUCUUAUUGUGAGCACACAGGACGGUGGCAUCUUUCUAAGGUUUUUUUUAUUUUCCCAGCAAUCAGUACAACCAAGUCAUCGUUAUAAGGCAUCGCCCUCUUUUGCCCACCCCCCCAGCACCAGGUGUGGCCACUAGCCUAUAUGAAGGCCCAAAAUUGUGUGUUCCUUUCUGCUCUGACAAUGGCAUGCCCAUUUGUGCGAGAUGUGGUGGAUGAAGAAGCACUUGUGCUGAGGAGAGCCUUCAGGCGAGAAAGGGUCUUCAGGGACCGGUUGGACCCACUGGCCUUCCCUGACGACCAUCUAUAUGAAAGAUACAGGUUUUCUGCAGAUGGCAUCAGGUAUCUAUGCAGACUACUGGGUCCCAGGAUUAAGCACCGCACUGCACGGAGCCAUGCACUGAGUGUGGAGCAAAUGGUUUGUGUGGCCUUGCGCUUUUUUGCUAGUGGAGCCUUCCUGUACUCAGUGGGGGAUGCAGAACAGCUGAACAAGGCCACAAUUUGCCGCACAAUAAGGAGUGUGUGUCUGGCUAUCAAAGCAUUAGCAGAUGUCUUCAUCUCCUUCCCUGGCCACAGAAGACUCUGUGACAUCAAAGAGGAGUUCUAUAUGAUUGCAGAUGGUCUGCAAUGCUGACUGUGUGAUCAGCAAUGUUGUGGCAAAAUGGCCUGGCUCUGUCCAUGACUCCAGAAUCUUUCGGGCCUCUGAAAUCUAUCAGUGCCUAUCACAAGGUGAAUUCUCUGGUGUGUUGCUGGGAGACAGGGGGUAUGGCUGCCAGCCUUUUCUCCUGACACCUUUCACAGACCCCCAGGAAGCACAGCAGGCCUACAACCAUGCCCAUGCCAGGACCAGGGCCAGAGUUGAAAUGACCUUUGGCCUCCUGAAGGCACGCUUUCACUGCCUUCACAAAUUAAGGGUCAGCCCUGUUAGGGCAUGUGAUAUUACUGUGGCUUGUGCUGUCCUCCACAAUGUGGCCUGCCUGAGGAAGGAGAGGGCCCCCAGAGUGCCACCAGCCAUGGACUGGGACAAUCCGGCAAUCUUCCCUGAUGACGACAGUGGUCGGCUGCUGAGGGACCAAUAUGUGUUGAAUUAUUUUAGUUAGUAUGUGUGCUUUCAAUUUUGGUUAAAUAUGUCCUGCGGUGGCAGAGGAAUUUGGGUUUUUUUGGGUUCGUUUUUUUACGAAUUUGGCCUCUUAUGAUGUUUGUGCGGUAUACUGUGUGUAAUACAAGGCUGCAGGGAGGCUACUGCAUCCAUUCAUUUGUCUGUUCAGUUGAUGUGUAUGGAUUUGUCCUGCAUUUAUUUUAGUGUGCAGACAUGCAGGGUGUGUUAUAUACAGACCUUUGAAUGUGUAUGUAUCGUUUUGUAUAAUAUGCUUGGAUUCUGUGCUUUCCAUCUUGUAGAGUCACUGUGACUUCAGUUUCGAAAGGAGCUGAUGGUUUACCUGCUUUGUUUUGUCCUUAUUCAAUAAAGGAACAUAAUGUUACACAUUGUGUUUUUAUAUUCA